Molecule: messenger RNA, 799 nt
Organism: Glycine soja
Lineage: Eukaryota; Viridiplantae; Streptophyta; Magnoliopsida; Fabales; Fabaceae
Product: light-mediated development protein DET1-like
Exons: 5
Coding region: 130-453 (107 amino acids)
Biological process (GO): protein ubiquitination; positive regulation of proteasomal ubiquitin-dependent protein catabolic process
Cellular component (GO): cullin-RING ubiquitin ligase complex; nucleus
Molecular function (GO): ubiquitin-like ligase-substrate adaptor activity; ubiquitin protein ligase binding
Source: RefSeq, a predicted model, not a curated record
CUUAUUUUUUCCUCUUCUAACUUGCAGUCUUUUAUUUUAACUUGGUUUAUUUUAACUUACAAUUUCUAUCUUAUUCUGAAAAUUUUCCGAAAUCUUGAUCACCACCCAGCUUUUGUUGUUGUAUAUAACAUGGAUACAACUGAAAUUGUAUCAUUUUAUCAGAAUUCACCAGACGAGCUUUAUCUGUUGUUUGAGCAGUUCUGUGACCACUUCCAUGCAACAUCAAGGAAUUCAAUGUAUAUGAAUUUCAUAUCUUCUCAUUCAAAUAAUAUCCACGCACUGGAACAGCUCCGGAGCAUUAAAGAUAAGGCAAGCAGCUCUGCACAGGCUGACAAAGCCAUUGCAGAAAUUGAGGCAAAGUGUGGCCAAAAAAUUGAAGAAUGCAAAGAAGAACAAAGGCAGCAGUUGAUGCGCAUUGAAGAUGAACACACGUUGCUCAGAUCAAAGCAUUGAGGUGUGAACUUGAAGAUGAGUGUCAGAAGCUGGAAGAGGAGUUGCAUCUUCAAAAAUCCAAAGAAGACAGGCAAAGGGCUUUGUUGCAGUUGCAGUUGAAAGUGAUGAGUGACAAGCCCAAAGAGGACCAAGAAGUGAAUUCAAAACAGGUUUACUUGUGUUUCAAUCUAUUUGUUUGUGUCUGUCUUCAAAUGGAUGCCAUAUUUGCUAAUUUUCAUGUUGGGAUACCUUUGGUAGUUUGGUUUGACAGGAUAUUCCAUUAUUUCAGAGCUUCCUAAUUUUGUCUGGUGAUGGUGUGUUUUUACAAAUGCUAAAAUUAAGAUAGACUCCAUGCUAUUACUUACUA